AUGAAUUACGUCGAUCAACAACAGUUUAUAAUGCAACAAGGACAACGGAUGCAAAAUCCUCGAAUGAUUUCUGUACCGACAACUGUGACACCGCAACAUUUGCAUAGGCAACAGAGAUAUGGCAUGGCAAUGAUGCAACCCGGUCAGCAACCAGUACAGAUCGCAUCCGGACAGUAUGUACAAAAUCCGCAAAUGCAGCCAAGGCUUAUGACAAUGAGCGAUGCGUUGUCGCGGCUACCACCUGAAGUACAACAGAUGGCUCAACAACAAAUUAAUGCAGAAACAAGUGCUGAAAAAAAACGACAAGUUGCUCUAGGAUUUAUACAAGGACGUGUUCGAUUAACACAACAAUAUCCUGGUCAAGGCACGAUGAAUAGUGGUGGAAUGAUGAUUAGUGUUGGGCUGAAUCAGCAAGUUGGUAUGGCUCAAGGAAAUACACAAAUGGUGCGUAUGGGGACUGUGCAGAGUGGUCCAGUACCAUAUCCAGCGCAAAACGUUUCGUUGCAAACUGGUAUGGGACAAAUGGGACCAGCACAGGUCUCUGUGCAACGCAUGCCAGGUCAUUAUAUGACAAGUAAUAUGAAUGCUCCUCAAAAUAUACAGUAUCAAUCACAGGAUCCCGGAAAUGUCCAAAAUUAUAACCCACAACAACAAAUUACUCUUACACAGCCAUCGUCUGUAGGACCCACUCUGCAACAAUCUUCUUCUUUGCAUCAUAAGGGCCCAAACAGUGUUCCAACUGCAAUUUACACGCAGCAUCAUCCUGAAAAUGCAACUGCGACACACAGUACAAUAAGUAGUAAAGGUGAUAAAAGCUCAGAUGAACCACUUUAUAGUCAGAAACUAGAGUUAUUGAAACCUUAUCAUGAACAUAUCAAAAGACUGCUUGAAAGAAAUCGUUUGGAUGGACAGGCACCGAAGUCGAAAUUUGAGCGCCUUCUUGAAAUAAUGGAAAAUCGUCGGAAAGUAGAGUUGAAACUUCUGGAAAAGCUGGUUGUUAGUGUAAGAAAUUUAAUCGAACGUGAUUCACUUUGUUUUCCGUUAAUAGAUGCUUUACGUCUGGAGAGUGGUGAUACUCCGAAGACACCGCUUCCAGAUCCUUGGGAUGACUUCCAUCAAUACGCAAUAAAAGUUCCAGAAAAAGUGAUGAAUUUAGUUAAAGAAGAAAAAACGAAAAGUAAGGAAAGUAAAGGUGUAAUACCAGUCAAACGAAUCAAAAAAGAAGAAGAUUCUGAUGAACGGAUAGCGGUGAUAUGCCAAGAUGGUUCACGACUAGAAUUAUCACAAGAAGCAUCAGAUCAACUUCGGCCACACAAUUACAGAUUUGACCCUGAAUUUAUUCCAAUAUCAGAUGACUGUACAGAAAUUCAAGUGUUUAUCGAAAACGAUAUUCUCCUAGUACCUCCAUUGCGAUUAGUGAUACCUUUGAACUAUCCGGAAUCUAAGGCAUCCAUAUGGCGUGAUCGGUGGUCCUACGGUGGUGUUAACUUGAUCGAUAUCAAUACACAGUUCGAUAAGCGCUUAAAUAUGGCCGUAAAUUGUCGAAGUAUCACGGAAAUUAUCAAUGCCUGGAAGCUUGCUUCUUUGCAUGUUCUGAAAAUUGGUAGUUCUAGUGCGAGCACAUAG
This is a messenger RNA of Brugia malayi, 1626 nucleotides long. RefSeq lists its product as uncharacterized. The record is from RefSeq and is a predicted model, not a curated record. NCBI's taxonomy places the organism in Eukaryota, Metazoa, Nematoda, Chromadorea, Rhabditida, Onchocercidae. The transcript has 14 exons. Bases 1 to 1626 code for a protein of 541 amino acids.